AUGCAGACCCUCUCCUGGGAUGCUGGUUCAGUCUGGGCCGCAGAAACACGCUAUCUGCAUGGAGAAAGACUGGAUUUACUGGGAAGGAAUGAUAAGUAUGUGUCUCUGGCCAACUUCAGCAUCCCUCAGCUAUGUCAGUUCACGGUGUGCAUUGACCUAAAGCGGACGGCCAAUGUCAGCUCUUGGGCAGCCUUUUCCUAUGAUGCUAGCAACACCUCCACUGACAUAAAUGACAUAGAGCUUGGGCUCUCUGGAGAAAACAAGCGAUUGAGACUGUAUCUUUUCGGCACCAGACGAGACAUUGAGAUCGAUCUGGCCCUUUUUGUGUGGUACAGUGUGUGCUGCUUGUGGGACAGCAGGAAACAACAGCUGGAGGUCUACUGCAAUGGUAAUCUCGUGCAUACUGAAACUAUUGGCAGCGCUGAGUGCCUGAAACCCAACGGGAGCCUGGUGCUGGGUCAUCUGCACAAAAGAAAGGAUGGCUUUAUUGUGCGGGUAAGCAACAGCUUCAUUGGCAGCUUGUACUACUUCCAAAUGUGGGACCGUGUGAUGGGUCGGGAAGAGCUGCUGGACUGCGCCAUGGGCAGUACUGUCAGCUGGAAGGAAGAGCACUGGAACUUCAGCAGCAUCCUUCCCGUGGCAGACUGUCUCCUGCGCUGUGGCUCAAGUGAAGCAUCAUCAAGUGCUCCUACGCUGCCUCCGUUACCUCCGACCAGCAGUACCAAUAGCACCAUUCCAUUCAGCUUCUUUAACGUUGAUAUGAACUUUUCUCUUUUCUACAAAACUGAGAGAGCUCCUGAUUACUAUGAUGCAAGGAAGCUUCUUGAAAAUUGGUUUAGUAUCAUAUUUACUGGAGAAGAAUUUUUUGUGACAAACUUUAAAGUCAGGGGUAAUUAUCCACAAAGCAGUGUCUAUAAGAGGGCUCAUAUGAAGGUAAAGCAGAUGUCACAAAGCUACACCUGUAAGGCCAUUAUAAAGGCCACAUCACCUGAAAUACAAGAAGUGCUGAGUCUCAAGAUCAAACAGUUGUUGAAUGACACUUACAAAGAGGGACCACUAUCCUUAUAUGUGAAACCUGAAGAUGUGGCUGUCAGGGCAAUAGCACUAAUGGAUUGUCCAGAAAGCUUUUCACACACAACCUACAAGGGGAAUUAUUCCUGGCCGCUAACAAGUCCAGCUACCGAAGCGGAGGUCAGCUGCAGGAAAAACCCUCUGCAGUCCGCUCGGAGGAGUUGUGCAAUUAAUAUUGAACUUCAGCAAUCUUUCUGGAAGAAACCAAAUAUGACCGAAUGUAAAUUACUGGAAGAACUUCCAAAUAAUAUUUUAGACCUCCACGAUAUCACAAUAACGGAAGAAAAUGCACAAGAUGUUGUACAGCAUAUUUUAUACCUCUUGCCAGAUGCAACACCGAAUAUGGAAGAAUUGGAAAUCAUUGCAAGUAAAAUUUCGGAUAUCGUAAGGCUUGCAGAUAUAAGCACAACACUUGCAGAGUCUAUAUUGUCUGUACUAAACUAUAUUUUGCUGCAAGAAACAGAAGAUCAGAACAUUAGGAAAAUGACCAAUAGUAUCCUGAAGACAACUGAGGAGAUAGGCUAUAAGGUGACUUACACAGAAAGAAAUACUUCAGUGAUAACCACUUCCUUGGCUUUGUUGGUGAUGCGUCCAGAUCCCAGCAUGUUUGGAGGACUGGCCUUUGGCGUUACCUCCUACGACAAAGGUGUGGAUCUCAAGAUCAGUGUUCAAGAAAACCCUUUCAAAAUGGCCCCGGCUUCGGUGUUUUUGCCAAAAUCACUGAAGAAAUUCCUAGGAAUUGAGCACUCUGACCCAGACAAGCAUUCAAAGAUCCAGUUCAAGUUUUUUGGCACUACUUCACUCUUUGCGGAUGACAGUUUAACGAAGGAGAGGUUGAAUACUUACGUUGUGAGUGCCAGCAUUGAAAACGCAUCAAUUCAGAACCUUAAUGAGCCUGUGACUAUUACUCUUCAGCACAUAGACCAAAAUACGGGUAAUGCAGCAGUGCACUGCGUCUUUUGGGACUUUUGGAAGAACAAUGGACUGGGUGGUUGGAAUACAUCGGGGUGUGAAAUGGAAUAUACAGAUAUGAAUUACACAAUCUGUUUUUGUAACCAUCUUACCCAUUUUGGAGUCCUACUGGACUUGUCCCGGACAGAGAUAGAUAUCACACACGAUCACAUAUUAACUCUGAUAAGCUACGCAGGAUGUGGUGCUUCUUCCCUUUUUCUGGGUAUAACACUGGUGACAUAUCUAGCCCUUGAAAAGCUGCGGAGAGACAACCCUUCAAAAAUCCUGCUCAAUCUUUGUGCUGCGCUGCUGAUGCUGAACAUGGUCUUCCUCAUCAAUUCCUGGCUGUCCUCGUUCAACCAGCCAGGUCUCUGUAUCACCGUGGCCGUGCUCCUUCAUUAUUUCCUUCUUGCAGCUUUCACGUGGAUGUGCCUGGAGUCUGUUCAAUUUUACUUGGCUCUUGUUAAAGUCUUCAAUGUUUAUGUCCCAAAGUACAUCCUAAAAUGCUGUAUUGCUGGCUGGGGAAUACCAGCUAUUGUAAUUACUAUUGUGCUCAUUAUCAAUAAAGAUUUUUAUGGCAAUGGAUCACAUUCUGAGAGCAAUCCAUUCAGCAAUUUUUGCUGGAUUCAGGAGGACAUAGUGUUUUACAUGUCUGUUGUGGCCUACGUCCUCUUAAUAUUUUUGACGAAUACAGCCAUGUUCAUCACUGUUCUGCUUCAAAUCCAGUCUGUGAAGUCAAGGACACAAAGGAGAUCCAGAUUCUGGAAACGGGGUUUUCUUCGAGACCUCAAAAGUGCUUUCAGCUUGAUGUUCCUUUUGGGCUUAACUUGGGGCUUUGUCUUUUUUGCCUGGGGAGCAGUGAGGAUAUUUUUCUUGUAUCUUUUCAGCAUUUUUAACACUUUGCAAGGGUUCUUUAUCUUUGUGUUUCACUGCUUAAUGAAGGAAGAAGUAGUGAAGCAGUGCCAAGUACACUUUUGCUGGGAAAGACUGCGUCUGAGAAAUUAUCCUGACUGGAGUGGGUCAGGUACAACUGCUGGAUCUACACCAAGGCAUUUAAACCACAAAUCACCGUCCCAGGCUUUGUGGAGUCUAAAUUCUAAUGGAACAAGUUCAACUUUCAAUGGUUCAGAUUUCCUUCCCAGGACUUCUCCAGAUAUGAAUUUUAGGAUUGCUGAAGUUCAUUACAACCCUAGUGCUGUACCUCCAGAAGAUGGUGAGACCAAGCAUCCUUGUUCACGAAGAAUACUACCCUUGGAAACGGGGCUGCACUGUCCACAGAAAGCAAGAUUUUUUCAUUGAUACUGAAUUUGUUUUCUUCUGAUUAUAUAAUAAUGGUUCUC
Messenger RNA from Tyto alba (common barn owl), 3362 nucleotides. RefSeq names its product adhesion G protein-coupled receptor G4 (gene ADGRG4). Gene Ontology annotation, molecular function: G protein-coupled receptor activity. Bases 1 to 3321 code for a protein of 1106 amino acids. Gene Ontology annotation, cellular component: membrane. The record is from RefSeq and is a predicted model, not a curated record. Gene Ontology annotation, biological process: cell surface receptor signaling pathway; adenylate cyclase-activating G protein-coupled receptor signaling pathway. The transcript has 23 exons. Lineage: Eukaryota; Metazoa; Chordata; Aves; Strigiformes; Tytonidae.